AUGGCUCCGUACUUUUUCAUCGCUACUGCCGGCGUCCUCAGCCAUGUCCUUUACUUUCGACGCGGCGAGCAUCACCUCUACAGCCAUAUCUAUCUCGCCCUCUUUGUCGUUUCCACCACCGUCGCCAACGUAUUUUUCCACUACAGCUAUAUCCUGGUCUACCUUGCCAGCAUUUAUACCAGCAUUCUAGUAUACCGUCUCCUCCGCCAUCCCCUGCACUCCUUCCCCGGCCCCCUCCUCGCCCGCGUAUCAAGUCUCUGGUUCAUCUCCCCAAAUCGCAAAGCACAUCUCACCCUCCAGGCCUUACACAACCAAUAUGGCCCAAUCGUACGCACCGGCCCCUCAGACCUCUCCAUCAUCUACCCGUCCGCCGUCCCAGCCAUCUAUGGCUCCCAAUCCCCCUGCACAAAAUCCUCCUGGUACGACCUAGCCUACCCUUCUCGCCCUCUGCAACACUGCCGCGACAUCAAAGAGCACAACGCCCGCCGCAGGACCUGGAGUCCCGCCUUCAGCGACAAGAUGGUCCGUGGCUAUGAGCAACGCAUCAAGACCUACCAGCAGCAGCUCAUCGCCCAGCUAACCACGUUACAAACCGUCGACGUACGCAAAUGGAUCUACCUAUACAGCUUUGAUGUCAUGGGCGACCUCUCCUUCGGCCGCGGGUUCGACUGCCUCACCACCAGCCACGAACACCCAGCCAUCACCCUCCUAAACGCAUCAAUGAACCAAGUCGGCCUGUUCUUCCCCCCGUGGCUGCACCUCAUCCUGCUCCGAAUCCCUGGAAUUGCCCGGGACUGGUGGCGCUUCCUAACCUUCUGCAGCGAGAGAUUGCAGUCGCGCAUGCGCAUGGACGUGCAGAUCCCGGACAUCAGCGCCUCGCUGCUCGCCCCGCUGAAAGGGCGGGAGCCGACCCCAGCUGAGAAACUGAUGCUGGACGGCGACGCGCGGCUGAUCGUCGUGGCGGGCAGCGAUACCACUGCCGUGACGCUUUGUGCGACUCUCUACGAGCUCGCCCGGCAUCCGGAGGAGAUGCGCAGACUGCGGGAGGAGGUUGCGCCGUUUGUUGAUGGCACGGGGGAGGUGCGCGGGGCUGAGAUUGCGCUUUUGGAGCAUCUCAACGGGGUGAUUAAUGAGGCGCUGAGGAUGUAUCCGGCUGUUCCCGGGGCUUUGUGGCGGAAGACGCCCGCGGAGGGAAUUUGGGUGGAGGGGGUGCAUAUCCCCGGGGAGAUGACGGUGUAUUGUCCGCAGUAUGCGAUGGGAAGAUCUGAGCUAUGCUAUGCGCGGCCGGACGAGUUUAUCCCUGAGAGAUGGUACAAGUACCCGCAUCUGAUCAAGGAUCGGUCGGCCUUUACGCCGUUUACCCUGGGUCCGUAUAACUGUAUCGGCCGACCACUGGCGUUGCUGAAUCUGCGCACUACAAUCACCAAUCUGAUCACGACCUUCGAUGUGGGAUUUGCCCCGGGGGAGGAUGGGCAGGCAUUCUUGCAGCAGGCGCAGGACAACUUUGUGCUGUACAUGGGGCCGUUGCAUUUGACUUUUACCCGGAGGAAGUGA
Messenger RNA from Aspergillus pseudoviridinutans, 1554 nucleotides. RefSeq names its product cytochrome P450. Gene Ontology annotation, molecular function: oxidoreductase activity, acting on paired donors, with incorporation or reduction of molecular oxygen; monooxygenase activity; heme binding. Bases 1 to 1554 code for a protein of 517 amino acids. The record is from RefSeq and is a predicted model, not a curated record. NCBI's taxonomy places the organism in Eukaryota, Fungi, Ascomycota, Eurotiomycetes, Eurotiales, Aspergillaceae. The transcript is spliced from 3 exons.